AUGGUGUACCGGAGCGAGUCUGCUUCGGAGCAGGACGCGCAGCGGCGGCGCGAGGGCAUCUACAACUUCUUCCAGGCGGCGCUACUGCUGCUACUCGCAGAGGAGGAAGGGCGAUGCGGAGAGGCGAGCGGAGCAGUGGCACGGCUGUUGGACUCCUUAGGCCGCGCAGCGACUCGGCCGCGAGUCGCGGCGUACCACAACGUCCGCAACCAGUCGGCGAGGGACAUGUGCGUGUCGUGCCUCGAGGCCUGA
Messenger RNA from Emiliania huxleyi CCMP1516, 252 nucleotides. RefSeq lists its product as hypothetical. The record is from RefSeq and is a predicted model, not a curated record. Lineage: Eukaryota; Haptophyta; Isochrysidales; Noelaerhabdaceae. The transcript has 3 exons. The coding region runs from base 1 to 252 and encodes 83 amino acids.